UUCUGGUGACCAAACCUCAGCUGACAUACCUCUGACCGCCGAGUCCGAGCGUCAACUCCCGGCGGAGAGAGCAAGCCAGCCAAUCGUUCAAGCACCGAUGGAGCUGCAACCAGCUGAGCCAGUGUCGGCAACGACGGCGGGUCCGAGCUCAGCAGAGCAAGCCAAAGCUCCAUCAGCACCUGCCCCGCUCAAGACAGCGCAGCAAACUGCCAUCACAUCUUCGCCUACGACAGCGAGAGUAGCAGGAGUGAGCAAGCGCGCUUCUGUGCAAUCUCGGCCGCAGUCAACAGGCUCUCGUCUGUCUGCCUUUUUCAGCAGGAGCAAGACCAGCCGACAGUCAGUCGAUGCUGACGAGCCUCGCCGGACUUCCGUCACCUCUGUCGUCUCCGUAUCGCCUGCCGCCGUCCCGGAGCCCAUACAAGCGCCAACAGAGACAGCAGAGAUACACGCUAGUCAGCUUACACCUACUCUCGGUGCAUCGGGCGCCCGUGCCCCUUCAACAGAAGACGCGAACUUGCAACAGGGUGACGUGGCCACACCAAGCCUGCAAAAGACGGACCACUUGGAUGAGUGGCAGAUUGGGGCCUCGCCGACAGGCUUCAACCUUGUUCAGGUAUCUGAGCAAUUGGCCGAUUUGUCUCAAGCCACGCAAGAGCCCAUAUGUGGCGUACCGCAGCUUACGACAUCCGCUGCUGCUUUACAUCUGCAAGGCUCACUAUCAUCUUCAUCUGCGGCUUCGGACGAAUCGUCGAGUCGGCGCAUUUCCGAAUCAGAGACGCCCAUCACUGAUGUCGGUGUAUCGCCCUUCGGUUCGUCUCCGGACCCGAGUUUGCGCAAGUCUCGUGUGUCAAGCACCACAACGGUGCCCGAAGAUGACGAAGAGACGACCGAAAAAGAAAUGCUCGGCAUUGCUUCGGCCGACAGCCAAGCCGCGCUCGAUCUGAUCUGCGAGCUCCAUCCGCGAUUCGAGUAUGCCAUGACCGAGUUUCCUCGACGUAUCCUCAUGGGCAUCGUCAAGCAUCUUGAUUAUGUCGACAUGCGCCCGUUGCGUGACCUGUCCAAGGGAAUGCGGCGAUUGCUCAACUCGGAUUCGGUCCGCGAGCUGGUCGUGAGCCGUUACCUUGUUUCGUUUGGCUACCGUACCUUGCCACCGGAACUGCUCAUGUCAACGCCGCAUGGAUCAGCGACCAGUCCAACCUCGCCAUCGGCGCCAAAGGCAGCCCCGAUACAGAUCUCGCUGCGCGACUUGGAUGCUUUCCAAGUUGGUCUCGAGAUCGGAUUGGGCGAAUACUCUGCCCUUGCUCGCGACCAUCGUGCUCAACCCCUCGAUGCUGUCACACAGCAGAUGCUCAAAGCAGCCACGCGAGCAUGGAAUCGCGUCGUCUUGCGCGUCCGCUCGCAGCCUCCUAUGAGUGCCGACGAGAAGCGCGCUAUCAUUGAACGAGGCAUCACUUUGUCAUCGGUCUACCGACAUGGCCGAGCACCUCUACUUCGGGUAUGGGUGCCAGCAGCGGGCAACUGGAUGAAUGAUGACGAGCUCGUCGAAUGCGAGCGAGAAGUGUGGCGGCAAGUUUCCCUCGCAUUCUGACUGCGGUUUGGUUAAUGUCCGGAAUUUGACAGAUCUGGCGCUUGGCCAAUGGUGCGCAAAGGCGACAUCGUCUGGAAUGCUGCGAUUGGCGACUUUGGUAACGAGGGCAAGCUAGUGCACGAUGGGCGCUAUCUUCGCGAUCUCUCGUACACAUUUGAUCCUGUCGGCCAUUUACCCGUGAG
Mixia osmundae IAM 14324 is the source of this 1770-nucleotide messenger RNA. RefSeq lists its product as uncharacterized. NCBI's taxonomy places the organism in Eukaryota, Fungi, Basidiomycota, Mixiomycetes, Mixiales, Mixiaceae. The transcript has a single exon. The record is from RefSeq and is a predicted model, not a curated record. The coding region runs from base 98 to 1588 and encodes 496 amino acids. Gene Ontology annotation, molecular function: protein binding.